AUGAGCCCAAAACCCAACACUUUCUUCUUGGCUUCCUCUUUAUAUGUGAAAUCAAAGCCGAAUUCAAGCUUGAUCACAGGGUUUAUUCAAGUGAUAGUAGCUUCUUUCAAGAAGAGAAAUCUAUCGUUUCCAUCAAAUGAAAAGGAUUUGUUGUAUCACCACGAUAUGGAUCCAAUACUAGUGGUUCCUAGCGAAAAAAUAAGGUUUUUGAACAAAUCAUGUAUGAUCGAAGAUCCAAAUGAAGAAGACAUUAGUCCAAACGGAAAUGCUUUAAAUCCAUGGAGACUUUGCACUGUGGAUCAAGUGGAAGCCUUGAAGAAACUAAUCAUGUUAAUCCCUCUUUGGUCCACAGGGAUCCUCCUGUCGGUAAAUAUCAGUCAACCCUCAUUCCCAAUUUUGCAAGCCGGUUCAAUGGACAGAUACAUCACACAAACUUUUCAAAUACCAGCAGCAACCUUCUCCAUAUUCACUAUCAUUUCCUUGGUGGCUUGGAUAUUGGUAUAUGACCGCAUACUCAUUCCAGUCGCAUCUUAUAUUCUAGGAAGGCCUGCACGUUUGAGCCCCAUCACUAGGAUGGGAAUAGGGAUAUUCUUGUCAUUCUUAUCCAUGGUUGUGGGAGCUAAUGUAGAGGGUGUGAGGCGAUCUGUUGCAAUAAGAGAAGGGCUUGUGAAUAAUCCGAAAGGUAUGGUUCCAAUGUCGGUGUUUUGGCUAGUGCCUCAAUACGUGUUGAUGGGUGUGGCGGAGGCACUAAAUAUGGUCGCUCAGACGGAGCUGUAUAUUUGUGAGUUGCCUAAGGGUUUGGCUAGCAUUGCGACUAAUCUCUCCACCAUUUCAAUUGGUUUAGGUGGAAUAUUAGCUAGCUUUAUAAUGACUACCAUUGAUGGGAUUACUAAAGAAGGAGGAAAUGAGAGUUGGGUCUCUAGUAAUAUUAACAAGGGUCACUAUGAUUACUAUCAUUGGGUUCUUGCGGGCCUUAGUUUGGUUAAUGCUUUCUAUUUUAUGGUUUGUAGGAAGCAUUAUUAUGCCUCUUCAAGAAUGAAUUGA
This is a messenger RNA of Impatiens glandulifera, 1044 nucleotides long. RefSeq names its product protein NRT1/ PTR FAMILY 1.2-like. The transcript is spliced from 2 exons. Gene Ontology annotation, molecular function: transmembrane transporter activity. Gene Ontology annotation, cellular component: plasma membrane. Bases 1 to 1044 code for a protein of 347 amino acids. NCBI's taxonomy places the organism in Eukaryota, Viridiplantae, Streptophyta, Magnoliopsida, Ericales, Balsaminaceae. Gene Ontology annotation, biological process: transmembrane transport. The record is from RefSeq and is a predicted model, not a curated record.